Molecule: messenger RNA, 1810 nt
Organism: Radiomyces spectabilis
Lineage: Eukaryota; Fungi; Mucoromycota; Mucoromycetes; Mucorales; Radiomycetaceae
Product: galactokinase
Exons: 4
Coding region: 86-1558 (490 amino acids)
Biological process (GO): carbohydrate phosphorylation; galactose metabolic process
Cellular component (GO): cytoplasm; cytosol
Molecular function (GO): ATP binding; galactokinase activity
Source: RefSeq, a predicted model, not a curated record
CUUUUCAUUAACCUUUUCCUUCCUUUUUUUAUCUCUUUUUUCUUUUUCGUUUGUACUCUAUUGGUACUUCCAUUCUUAUCCUAACAUGUCGCAUGUUCCCACUUUUGGAUCGUUGGACGAGAUUUACGACAAAACGACCCUUGGGAAACAAGGGGUUCGUUACAACCAACUUAUCGAAAAGUUUACUGAACUGUACGGUCGUCAGCCUGAAUUUAUUGCUCGCUCACCUGGUCGUGUGAAUUUAAUCGGCGAACACAUCGAUUACUGUGGUUUUGGUGUGCUACCCAUGGCGAUUGAACGAGACGUCGCGAUUGCUGUUGCUUGCACGGACGAAACGACCGAAGUCCAAAUCGCCAAUAUGAAUCCGAAAUAUCAUGCACGUAAAUUCAAUUACGAAGGCAAGGACGGGAUUGUAACAAUUGAUUCCACCGUCUUGGAAUGGUCCAAUUAUUUCAAAUGCGGUUACAAGGGUAUGCUUGAACGUGCGGAAAACAUCGAUCGUCCCAAGGGUCUGUUUCUGUUAGUGGACGGCACCGUACCUCCGGGAUCCGGUCUUUCAUCUUCCGCGGCUUUUGUAUGCGCAUCGGCCUUGGCGGUCAUCACGGCCAACAAGUUGCCAAUGUCGAAACAGGAAUUAACCGAAGUCGCCAUUGUCGCCGAACGCAAUGUCGGUGUGAAUUCCGGAGGCAUGGAUCAGAGCGCUUCAGUGUUUGCUCAAAAAGGUUUCGCGCUUCACGUCGAGUUCGUCCCAAAGUUGAAUUGCACGCCCGUGCCUUUGCCAAAAACAAAACCUGAAAUGGUGUUUGUCAUUGCAAACACGUUGGUCACAGCAGAUAAAUUCACCACCGCCUCAAGAAACUAUAAUCUCCGUGUUGUGGAAACGGCGAUCGGCGCACUGAUCAUGGCUAAAAAGCUCGGUAUCCAAGACAACGUGGCAAACUACAAAGAAGUCAUGGACAAACAUUUUAAAGGUCAAAACGUGGACGAAAGAUCGCAACUGAGGGCUAUGUUGAAGUUGGUGGACGAGAUUUUUUCGAAUAGAAAAGGUUACGAGUUGGAAGAACUGGCCGUUCUGAGUGGCACAACCCAAGACGAUUUGGUGAAGCGAUACAUGACGCGAUUCCCUAUUGAGACCGACAUUUAUCGUCUGCAUCAACGAGCCACGCACGUGUUUGGUGAAGCGUUGCGUGUGGUCGAAUUUGACGCUGUUUGCAACAGUCCUCCUUCCGACUCGGAACAAGUCAUGCGCGAACUAGCCGACCUCAUGAAUGCAUCCCAGAAAUCGUGCCGAGAUCUAUUCAAUUGUUCUUGUCCUGAAAUCGAUGAAAUGGUGCAGUUGGCUCUCAGUCACGGUGCGCUUGGAUCACGAUUAUCCGGAGCUGGAUGGGGAGGGGCCACCGUUUCACUUGUACCGAGCAACAAGGUGGAAAACUUCAUCAGCGCCAUCAAGCAAACAUACUACAAGUCACAUUUUCCUAAAUUAUCCGAGGAGGAAUUGGACGACGCUAUUCUGGCGUCGCAACCAUGCAGCGGUUCUUCCAUAUUUGUUGGCUUCUAGAAGUAUCGAAACAUGACCUAAUGUUGAGAAGGGGUUUUCUUUUUUGUAAAAGGAGCGCUCGAGCCCAUUAGGAACCAUCAUAGCGUAAAAUAUGGUUAGACCCAUUUUUACAUUAAACCAUAUGCCAAAGCUUUUUGCAAAAUGUAUCAGGAUGAUGUCAGAUUGUCCCUCAUUGGAUGGUGUCAUGCGUUUUCUCAUGAGUGCCGGAAGUCGAAAUAAAAAAACAGGCGUCGGUUGAAAUUUAGGCUACAA